This is a messenger RNA of Ogataea angusta, 1422 nucleotides long. RefSeq lists its product as uncharacterized. The record is from RefSeq and is a predicted model, not a curated record. Gene Ontology annotation, molecular function: ATP binding; glutathione synthase activity; glutathione binding. Lineage: Eukaryota; Fungi; Ascomycota; Pichiomycetes; Pichiales; Pichiaceae. Bases 1 to 1422 code for a protein of 473 amino acids. Gene Ontology annotation, biological process: glutathione biosynthetic process. The transcript has a single exon. Gene Ontology annotation, cellular component: cytosol.
AUGCCUCUCUCCUUCCCAGACCUGUCGGGCGCCGCUUUAGAUGAUCUUCUGGAGAAGCUGACGCACUAUGCGAUCUCCAAUGGCCUACUUAUCUAUCCUCCCGACUUCAAGGCGUACCAGCCAUCGGUCGCACCGGUUACUCUUUAUCCCACGCCGUUCCCCAGAUCCCAAUUCGCCAAGGGAGUUGCGAUCUCAACCAAGUUCAACGAGCUGUAUAGCCGCGUCGUGGCGGACAAGAGCUGGCUUAAAGAAGUGAUAGCAGAUCUCUCGAAAUACGACCGCGAUUUCACCGGCAUGUUGUACAAGACAUACUUGGAGGCAGAGCCCGAGAUUGUGCAACCGGUGUCGUUGGGACUGUUUAGAUCGGACUACAUGCUGGACACGCUAUCCCAGUCGAUCAAACAGGUGGAGUUCAACACAGUGAGCGUUUCUUUUGGCGGUCUUUCGCCAAAAGUGGGCCAGUUACACAGUUUUCUCAACUCCCAGGGACUCUUCGGCAAACCGCAGUACUACCGAGACUCUGACCUGCCGAUUAGCCAGUCUAUAGAUGGUCUUGCAAACGGGCUUCUUGAGGCGGUCAAAUACUAUGAAACAACCGAACAGACAGCGUCCACAAUCGUUCUCUUUGUGGUGCAGCCUGGAGAAAGAAACGUCUUCGACCAGCGCGCCAUUGAGUACGAUUUAUUUGCCAAAGGCGUCAAAGCUGAGCGGGUGGACUUUGACAAGGUCAUUUCGUCGGUGAAGAUGGACUCCUCCCGUAAGCUCUUCUACAAGGAGCAGGAGGUGGCCGUGGUGUACUACCGUUCGGCAUAUGCUCCCAAUGAGUACAACAAGCCGGAAACCUGGGAAGCGCGGCUUCUGCUCGAAAAAACAAAGGCUAUCAAGUGCCCGUCGUUGCUGGUCCAGCUGAGCGGUGCCAAGAAAGUGCAGCAGCUUCUGACCGACCGGGCGGUGCUGGAAAAAUACGGAUUCGCGGACGAGGAGCUUUUGUCCACGUUUGUGCAAAUCUACCCGCUGGACGCCAGUGAGCAGGGCCAGUUGGCGAAAAAGCUUGCGUUUGAGCAUCCCGAGCGGUUUGUGUUGAAGCCGCAAAGAGAAGGCGGCGGAAACAACGUCUACAAGGAGGAUAUUCCUGGUUUUCUGCGCCGCUUGGACGAGAAGGAGUGGGGAGCGUACAUUUUGAUGGAGCUCAUUGUUCCUGCUGUUCACGACAACAAGAUCCUGAGGAACGGCGAUGUGCUCAACGAGGGUGUUGUGAGCGAGCUGGGAGUGUUUGGCACGCUGCUAUUCAACGAAACAGACGGCACGAUCCUCAGCAACGACUACGCGGGCUACCUGCUCCGGUCCAAAACAAGCACGUCCAACGAGGGAGGAGUCGCUGCCGGGUUUGGGUGCGUGGACAGUCUGUAUCUACACGAUUAG